Spea bombifrons (plains spadefoot toad) is the source of this 1234-nucleotide messenger RNA. It is a transcript of the gene HMGB1, whose product is annotated as high mobility group box 1. Lineage: Eukaryota; Metazoa; Chordata; Amphibia; Anura; Pelobatidae. The record is from RefSeq and is a predicted model, not a curated record. Gene Ontology annotation, molecular function: DNA binding, bending. The transcript is spliced from 5 exons. Gene Ontology annotation, cellular component: nucleus. Gene Ontology annotation, biological process: regulation of transcription by RNA polymerase II. The coding region runs from base 129 to 761 and encodes 210 amino acids.
UGGUGGCGAGCCUGGGUUGAGAGUAAUGUUACAGAUUGGGAGAGUGAAGAGGCUGCGUAUCGAUCCCGCUUUCACAGCCAUUGCAGUACAUUGAGCUCCAUAGACACAGCAUUGGAAACCAACUGAAAAUGGGUAAAGGUGAUCCCAAAAAGCCACGAGGCAAAAUGUCCUCAUACGCUUACUUCGUGCAAACCUGCAGAGAAGAGCACAAGAAGAAGCACCCUGACACAUCUGUAAACUUCUCAGAGUUCUCCAAGAAAUGUUCAGAACGGUGGAAGACCAUGUCUGCUAAGGAAAAGGGGAAGUUUGAAGAGAUGGCAAAGGCUGAUAAAGUUCGCUAUGAAAGAGAAAUGAAAACUUAUGUACCACCCAAAGGAGAAACGAAAAAGAAGUUCAAGGAUCCAAAUGAGCCAAAGAGACCACCAUCUGCUUUCUUUUUGUUCUGUUCGGAGUUCCGCCCUAAAAUCAAAUCUGAGCACCCAGGUCUGACAAUUGGUGAUGUUGCAAAGAAGCUGGGGGAGAUGUGGAAUAACACCGCAUCAGAUGACAAGCUGCCGUAUGAAAGGAAAGCUGAUAAACUGAAGGAGAAAUAUAAAAAGGAUAUUGCAGCCUAUCGUUCUAAGGGGAAACCAGAGCCUGCGAAGAAAGCACCUUCCAAGCCAGAAAAAAGCAAGAAGGAAGAGGAUGACGAUGAUGACGACGACGAUGAAGAUGAUGAGGAGGAUGAAGAAGAUGAGGAUGACGACGAUGAUGACGAAUAAACUCUUCUUUUGAGCAUUUUCUUGUCUAUAUAUCUAUAUAGCAUUUAACCCCCCCUGUACACAAUUCACUCCUUUUAAAGAAGACAAAAAUAUAAGGCUGUGUAAGAUUUGUUUUUAAACUGUACAGUGUAUUUUUUUUUUCCUUGUGUAUAGCUAAUACACUACCGAAUGUGUCUUUAGAUAGCCCAAUCUUUUUUUUUUCUCAUUUUCUUUGUUUUGGUGGUUUUUCAAACGCCACUGACCUUGCCUAGUACAGUGAGGGGGUUGUAAAUUGGCAUGACAAUUUUAAGCAGGUUCGUGUUGGUGCUCAGCACAAAUUAGUUUGAAUGGGGAUGUAGUUCAUGUUUUCAUCUUCAAUUGUCUUAGCAUCAUUUAUUGUUCUGUUUAACUGAAUACCACUCUGUAAUUGCAGAAAAGUUGCGACUGUUUUGUUGACAUUCUGUUUGCUUCUAAGUAAAUACAUUUUUUAUUAA